Messenger RNA from Alosa sapidissima (American shad), 1295 nucleotides. RefSeq names its product brix domain containing 2 (gene brix1). NCBI's taxonomy places the organism in Eukaryota, Metazoa, Chordata, Actinopteri, Clupeiformes, Clupeidae. The transcript has 10 exons. The coding region runs from base 28 to 1068 and encodes 346 amino acids. Gene Ontology annotation, biological process: rRNA processing; ribosomal large subunit assembly. Gene Ontology annotation, cellular component: nucleolus. The record is from RefSeq and is a predicted model, not a curated record. Gene Ontology annotation, molecular function: rRNA binding.
CGAUAGCCGUAGAAUGAGAGAACCAAGAUGUCGGCGCUCAAGAGAAAGCGUGGAGGAAAAGGUGGCGGAGCCAAAAAUACGAAAAAAGUUAAAUUUGCGGAAAAUGGAGAAUCCAAAACAAAUGUUACUACAGACCAAGAACAGAAGAAUGAAAUCAACAUUCCAGCACCCGUUUCAAUGGGAAAAUGGAAAAACAAAGAACGUGUUCUGGUCUUUUCUUCCAGAGGUAUCAACUUCAGAACUAGACAUUUAAUGCAGGAUCUAAGGACCAUGAUGCCUCAUGCUAAAGCUGACACUAAAAUGGAUCGAAAAGACAAGCUGUUCGUUGUUAAUGAGGUGUGCGAAAUAAAGAACUGUAACAAGUGCAUAUAUUUUGAGGCAAAGAAAAAGCAGGACCUGUACAUGUGGAUUGCUAAUGUCCCCCAUGGACCCUCAGCCAAAUUUCUGGUUCAGAAUGUGCACACACUUGCAGAGCUCAAAAUGACGGGUAACUGCCUUAAAGGAUCCAGACCACUUCUUUCAUUUGACCCUCAAUUUGACAGUGUUCCCCAUUACUCUCUGCUGAAGGAGCUGUUCAUCCAGACAUUUUCAACGCCUCAGUAUCACCCAAAGAGCCAGCCAUUUGUGGAUCACGUCUUCACAUUUACAAUCGCAGACAACAGGAUAUGGUUCAGGAAUUACCAGAUCAUUGAAGAGGAUGCAUCACUGGUGGAAAUUGGGCCCCGCUUUGUGUUGAAUCUCAUCAAAAUAUUUCAAGGAAGCUUUGGUGGGCCUACACUCUAUGAAAACCCACAUUUCCAGUCCCCUAACAUGCAAAGGCGAAUGGUCCGCUUGGCUCUGGCUGCUAAACAUCGGGAGCGCCAGCUUGUGCGGGAGAUUCAGAAGGCCAAGAGGAUGGAAACAAAAGAGGUCCUGAAGGAAGAUGUGACGGACGAUGUCUUUGACACCCCUUCGGCAGAGAAACCGGUGGAGAUUGAGCUGGAGGCACCCCCUCCCAAGCCGCCAAAGAAAGGCAAACUCACAGAGCUUAGAAGGAAGACCAGACUGAAGCGCAAGGGUAUACGUUAAAGUAUAUCUGUCAAAAAGAGACUGGUGUGUUUUCACAUUAAAUUGUUAUAGAUACUGGACAUGUUAAAGAAUCUGUUGAUGCGGAAAGAGAUUUUAUUUGAAAUUUAAGGUAGAUUGUCCUGUGUCCCAAGGGCCUCUGUAUCUGCUGUGUCAAAUUAUCUCCCAAAACUGUUGUGUCCUUUAUGGUUAAGUGGAUGUAUGCUAUAAAGAUAUUUUCAUCAACAGGU